AUGAAAGGGUCAGAUAGCUAUUAUCCUCCUCGAGAAGAGGAAACCAAUGAAAUUGAGCGACAGCAGGCACAAGUUCAUGACACCCACGUCCGGACAAGAUCGGAUGACAGCAACAGAAAUGAGGUCAUCAGCACACAGCAAAUGUCCCAAAUUGUUUCUUGUGAAGUAAGAUUACGAGACCAGUGCAAAGGGACAACCUGUAAUAGGUAUGAAUGUCCUGCUGGCUGUUUGGAUAGUAAAGCUAAAGUCAUUGGCAGUGUACAUUAUGAAAUGCAAUCCAGCAUCUGUAGAGCUGCCAUUCAUUAUGGUAUCAUAGACAAUGAGGGUGGUUGGGUUGAUAUCACCAGACAAGGAAGAAAACAUUAUUUCAUCAAGUCCAAUAGAAACGGUGUCCAAACAAUUGGCAAAUAUCAGUCUGCUAAUUCCUUCACAGUCUCUAAAGUAACAGUUCAGGCAGUGACUUGUGAAACUACUGUGGAACAGCUCUGUCCAUUUCAUAAGCCUGCUUCACAUUGCCCAAGAGUAUAUUGUCCUCGUAACUGUAUGCAGGCAAAUCCACAUUAUGCUCGUGUAAUUGGAUCUCGAAUUUACUCUGAUCUGUCCAGUAUCUGCAGAGCAGCAGUACAUGCUGGAGUGAUAUGCAUGCCUGUAAGCAAAAAUGUCUUCAGGAAACAAGAAUCUAGUGAGGGAGACAUAUUAAUUAGACAUAUUAAUUAUAAUCACACCAACAAGAAGGAAGGAAGGAAAUACCAUGUUGCAGGAACAUUCCAGGAACAGCAGCAGCAACAACAACAACAACAAAGGUCAGUAUGUUUUGAAGACAUAGAACAAAUGAUGUGUUAUAUGAGUCAGGACCAAAGUGGGGGAACAGAGAAGCCUGGAUAG
Molecule: messenger RNA, 885 nt
Organism: Ictidomys tridecemlineatus (thirteen-lined ground squirrel)
Lineage: Eukaryota; Metazoa; Chordata; Mammalia; Rodentia; Sciuridae
Source: RefSeq, a predicted model, not a curated record